AGAGAAAGGAAGAGCGGUUAUGGUAAUCACGACGUCAUCCUCUACGAUUCUCAUCGGAGAAGAAGGCGUAGAGAUCCGUCCAUCAGAGGAGAGUACACCAACACAUUCUCAUCGACGGCGUUGGAGCACCCCGAUUGAAUCCGGCGUCGAAUCUCUCGACGAGAGGCUCACCUUCAGAUCUCUGACGGAUCACGAGGGAACGGAUCACCGAGGUGCUGACGAUUUUUAUCUAGGCGGCGAAAUAUCGGCGUGGGGACCGUUUGGACCGCCGUUACUGAAGGAGUCGAGACCAAUUGCGCCGCCGCAGAUGCCACUUCCGAAGAGGACGGAAGCGGUUGUAGAACUGAGGAGAGAGAGAAGCGUGACGAGGAAGCGAGAUCUGCCGCCAUAUCUGACGACGCUUGAUUGUAACGGACGGCCGAGAUUUCAUCAUAGGAGGGUGAGAAGCGAAGGGCGGUUGGAGAUUGCCAGCGUGGCAGUGAGUAUACCGGAGAUCGUUAGCGUACGUGGAAGAGAAGGACUCAGAAUCGGAACAGUGAGAAUCAGUCAAGAUGAAGGCGAACAUAAUCACUGAUAUUUUUGCUAAUUUCGCGGGGAUUGAUAGUUGUCUAAUUUUGUUUAACAUUAGGCCCAUUUUAAAUGCUUAAAUACUGGGUCGGAAAGCCCAAAACCAUUAGCUUGUUCAACAAUUAAAAAACUUGUAAGAUGACGUGUCAGACGUAGAUUUGUCUGUCACUGUUGAUAUCGUUUAGCACGGGCCGUGGGAUUAGCAGUGUC
This is a messenger RNA of Brassica oleracea var. oleracea, 777 nucleotides long. RefSeq lists its product as uncharacterized. The transcript has a single exon. The record is from RefSeq and is a predicted model, not a curated record. The coding region runs from base 20 to 574 and encodes 184 amino acids. NCBI's taxonomy places the organism in Eukaryota, Viridiplantae, Streptophyta, Magnoliopsida, Brassicales, Brassicaceae.